This is a messenger RNA of Penicillium manginii, 423 nucleotides long. RefSeq lists its product as uncharacterized. The record is from RefSeq and is a predicted model, not a curated record. Bases 1 to 423 code for a protein of 140 amino acids. NCBI's taxonomy places the organism in Eukaryota, Fungi, Ascomycota, Eurotiomycetes, Eurotiales, Aspergillaceae. The transcript has a single exon.
AUGACCAUGAUCGGCAAGAAAGGAAUUUCCAUGAGCACCGAACGACCUCGUAUCGGACCAACGACGUUGCACGGCGUUGUUGACACCAAGUUUCUGAAUCUAUUGCUUUCAGGCCCACACCAAGCCGGUGUAAGCAGCAGCUAUGUCUGCGCAUUGGACGAAUGCGCAAAGCAUGCAGCUUACAUACUCUCCGAAGCCAAGCGUCGAGCAAAUGGGAAAGCUUCCGCCGUUGCACCGACUGCUGAGGCUGCGGAGGCUGCGGAGGACUGGGCUGCACGGAUCGCCAUGUAUGCGGGGGUGAUGGCGCCGAUGCUCGGGUGUACGCCGGGGUAUUACAAUCUCGAGGGUGAUGUGACGCGCGUGCUGGUCGAGUAUCAGUCUGUCAUGGCACGGUCGACUAUCUGGGGGGGCUGGGAUCGAUAG